This is a messenger RNA of Aspergillus pseudonomiae, 352 nucleotides long. RefSeq lists its product as uncharacterized. The coding region runs from base 36 to 260 and encodes 74 amino acids. The record is from RefSeq and is a predicted model, not a curated record. The transcript has a single exon. Lineage: Eukaryota; Fungi; Ascomycota; Eurotiomycetes; Eurotiales; Aspergillaceae.
AUCGCUAGCACGGUCGAAUAUAUUGACUAUUUCAAAUGCUGAAGUAUUGGUCCUAUUCUAUCGUACGUAUAUCAAAAGAGAUAUUUGCGCUGAUGUCUCGAUUGCAGAGCGAAAACAGUGAGACAUGGAUAUUCAUAGUCAUAAGUGUUCACAUGAAACUAUUUACCGGCGCUUCAUUAAGCUACGCGCGUUUCUUUACUAUGGAAACCCACCGCGAAAACGGGAACGUAUUCCUAUGCAAGCUGUGUUCUAGAUUUUGAUACGUACCUAUGAGCAAAAAGUGUUGCUAGCCUUCUGACAGGAAAUCAACCAAUUAGAUCCGCGUAUAAAGUACCAUUGUAAAGCAAAUUAU